UAGCAGUUCACCUGCAAUUUUGCAGAACAUCAGUCUGAAUAUUCAGGCACUGCUUUAAAGAGAUGUUCCUUGCAUUGUUCCUGUUUGCUUUCUCAGAAUAUGGAAGUACAGAAGAGGCUACAAGUCCAGGAAGAUUUAAUGGAAAACUUGGUUCAUCAAUGGUAUUAUACCCUUCAACACCAAACAAAGAUUUUUCUGAAGCAACCUGGAAUAAAGGAAGUAAACGUGUGGGGAGUUUUAAAAAUAAUGUCUCUCAACCUUCAGAUCUUUAUACAUACAGGGCUACAAUUUUCAUGAAUGGAUCCCUCCAACUCAACUACACACAAAGAGAAGACUCUGGAGUUUACUCUGUGGAAUUACAUGACAAAAGUGGAAAAAUAGUUCACAAAGCUAACAUCACAUUGGAAAUAAUGGCCCCUGUCUCACAGCCUGUGGUAAAACACACUUGUCUUCCUCAUGGGGAGGUGAUAGUUACCUGUUGGGCAGAGGAGGGUGAUCGUCCUUCAUAUACCUGGGCUUUAGAUGGAAAGGCUUUGAAUGAAAGUGUGGCAUACCUCAGUGAUGAAGACAACAUUAUCAUACUGAAGCAAUCAGUCUCUGGAAAUCUUGUCUGUACUGCUAGAAAUGGAAUAAGUGAGAAUUAUACUAGUCAUGUGAUUUCUGCGUGUUCAGGUUUUGUAACGCCUUUAAACUGCACCAUAAAUGAUACAGAAAUUCCAGCAUUCAUGAACACAAAUAAAGAAGACCUAGAUGUCUUGAAAGAUAAAAGAGUGCUUAUCAGUUUAGGAGGGAAAGAAACUUUAAGUAUCAUAUGCCAAAUCAAAACUCUUUAUCAAGAUUCCAAGGAAACCUUAGCAUAUAAGUUUUAUGCUCAUCUGGCAUUGGGAGAGGUCAUUGUCAUCUUUGUUAUGUUUGUGGUGAUUUUCUGCCUGCUGCACCAGAAAACCAAAAAUGAUGGGAAACAGAAUGAUGAAGGCCAUGAGCUGGUUCAUACUGAGAUGACAGUGGACAGAAGAAAAGCGACACCUGUUUCUGAUGAUGGUGUGGUUUACAGCCAAAUAAGAGUGUCAAAAGAGACUGAACAGAAUACACGCACAAGUAAAGGGGAUGUGGUUUUGGUGUAUGCUACAGUUAAAAAAAAACAAAAAACAUCACAAGUCAGAUAAAAAAUAUAUGUCACUUGCAGCUGCCCUUAGAGUCAUCCAUAAAAGAAAACUCACCUGUAGCACUGGAACAAAUCAGCCCAUUUUGGCAUUGAGUAUGAUUCAUACGCUAUGUUCUUAGCAUCUGCUGUUUCUUCCAAAAUAUUAACAAAGAACUAAAAAUGCCCUUUUUAGUUUAAAAAAUUUUAAAAACUCAUAAUGAAUGUAAAAACUAUACUAUAUCUAAAUAUCGGUGAGAAAUUUAAAUGCUUUUUCUAUCAUACAGUAGGUUUAUAAAAUUAAUAGGCAUUUGCUGUUUCAAUAUUCUGUAUAAUGCUUUCAGUAUACAUUGUGCAAUUUCUUGUCUGCAUGAAUGGUUUCUACUUUCAACACAGAACCUACACAUAUUGUGGAUUCUGUUGUAGAUUAGAUCCAAAUCUGAAAUUAUUACCAAUUUAAAAUUUUAUGUUUUUUCAGUUGAGAGUCAUUUCUAUAUAUACUGAAUAAUGUAUAUAUAAAAUGACAAGAGUUUCUGGAAGCACCUGCCAUAUUAACAAUUCGUAUGUAAAGAGUGAUUUGUGAUGUACAGUACAGUACAGUAAGUGAUGGAACAAAUUACUCAACAUAAUAGGAAAUAAUACAGUACAUUAUACUGUAUAUGUUUACUUGGUUUUCUUGAUGUACAGUAAACCCUGUGAAUAGAACCUUUGCUUAAAUAAGUCUGUAUUGUUUUUUUAACAGUUACUGUACAAAGAACAUAGAAAUAUUUAUCUAAUAUUUUAUGCUGUGUUGUUCUAGCCUGUAGGCUAUAGUCAAGGCAUUCAUAGAAAUAAUAUUAUAGCAUUAUUGGAGCUUAAGUAUAUUUGUAUUCACUUUAAAUAUUUCAGUAGUACAAUACUGUGUUAAAUGUGUAACAUUCUUAUGAUGAAAGUAUUUAAAUUGUUAUGAUGAAAAAUUAAAUUGCCCUAUCUUG
Lepisosteus oculatus (spotted gar) is the source of this 2115-nucleotide messenger RNA. RefSeq lists its product as uncharacterized. The record is from RefSeq and is a predicted model, not a curated record. NCBI's taxonomy places the organism in Eukaryota, Metazoa, Chordata, Actinopteri, Semionotiformes, Lepisosteidae.